This is a messenger RNA of Laccaria bicolor S238N-H82, 978 nucleotides long. RefSeq lists its product as uncharacterized. Gene Ontology annotation, biological process: DNA repair. The record is from RefSeq and is a predicted model, not a curated record. Gene Ontology annotation, molecular function: ATP-dependent polydeoxyribonucleotide 5'-hydroxyl-kinase activity; double-stranded DNA binding; polynucleotide 3'-phosphatase activity. NCBI's taxonomy places the organism in Eukaryota, Fungi, Basidiomycota, Agaricomycetes, Agaricales, Hydnangiaceae. The transcript is spliced from 5 exons. Bases 1 to 978 code for a protein of 325 amino acids.
AUGUGGUCUGUUUUAACAUCCAUGUUAUCAUUUGGCCCCAGUGAUACCGCAGAGGUCGCCCCUUCCGAUUUCAACAUAGAAGGCCAAGUCGUCUUGAUCUUAUGUGGUCUCAUUGGUUCUGGCAAGUCAACGUUCGCAGAGAGUCUGCAGUCCCACUUUCCCCAGUUUCGCCGAUGUAAUCAAGAUGAUUUGGGCGACAGACGCCGAGUCGAGCAUCUUGCUCGGGAUUCACUGAGUCAAGGCCUCUCUGUUUGUAUCGACCGGACAAACUUCAAUGAAUCGCAAAGAUCCUACUGGAUAGAUAUAGCUCACGAGUUUCCAGGAACUGCGAUUUGGGUUAUUGUCUUCGAUACUCCAUACGAGAUCUGUGCAGCCCGGCUCCGCGAACGAAAAUCACACCCCACCAUCAAGAGUCCCGAACAGGGAUUGUCCGUGUUGAAGCGCUUCGCAGCUGAUUUUGUGUCGCCGGAUCCCCAUGAAGGGUACCAACGCAUCUUAUAUGUGAAACCGUCAGAUCUUCCCUCCCCGCCAUAUGCUCGCGCCGACAUCGCCGCUGUCUUGCAGCGUGUAGCGACGAGCUCGCCAGUGACAGCCCCCAUCCGCAACAGCACACCUCGUCGCGGGGCUUCAAGAGCAAACGCACGUGGAUCUUUCUCAUCUCGAGGAAAUUCUGCGCGAGGAGGUCGGGGCAGUUGGGGUGCGCGUAACAACAAUUAUUCUUAUUCGGGGCAAGGAAGCACCUUCGUGCCAGGAUUAUCCGGCGGAUCUCGCAGCUCGUGGUCCACACCUCCUGCAUUUCUUAGAAACAAUAGCCAUCCAGCGGGUGUCCCAAUAGAUUCGCAAAGCUCCAUUGCUGUGGCUGCUGGAGAGCCGCGUUCUCCGUCCGAAUCAACGGAAAGUCAAAACCGGGACAAUGCAAAGAGGUCGGAGAUUGAGUGCAAAGAAACUGGUGCCGGUGACCCGUCUACGGUGGAUUGA